CUCUGUAAAGUGUAUAGCAUUUUCCUAGAAAAUGUUGAUCAAAGCAGUCCAUUAUCUUCUCUACUUUGCCUGCAUCUACGUGCUCUCUCAUGCUGAACCUAUCAUUUCACAGCCCCAGUCCUUUGCUUCUUUCAAGAUCAACAACGACACCACCCAGAAUGAGGGGAGCUGUGUUUACACGGUCACUAUAUCAACAAGCUGUUCAUCCAUCUCAGCCACACGUGACCGCAUCAGCCUAGCAUUUGGUGAUGCUUAUGGAAUUCAGGUGUAUGCACCCAGACUGGAUGAUCCAUGGAGCAGUACCUUUGAGAGGUGUUCUGCUGACUCGUUCCGGGUGAAGGGACCAUGCACCCACCAGAUCUGCUAUGUAUAUCUGUAUAGAACUGGCCGGGACGGUUGGAAGCCAGACACUGUGAAGAUCUUCGGCUACUAUUCAAAGCCUGUAACAUUCUAUUUCAGAGCUUUUCUUCCUGGUGGGAUUUGGUAUGGGUUCAACUACUGUUCAUCUGCUUCUUCUUCCUCUUCUUCUUCUUCUUCUUCUUCUUCUUCUUCAGCUUCUAAAUAAACCAAGGAGUGCACAGUGUCUGCUUUUAUGUAAUUUUGGAGCUUGUUUGGGAGAUGGGAUUUGAUUUGCAUAGAUUUCAGUGUGAAUAGUUUUGUGGGUUACAGUGUAGUUAUCAUCCUUUCUUGCCUCCAUUUUCAGCAAAAUCUUAAUGAUGAGAUCUAGGAUGAAAUCUGAGCCA
Messenger RNA from Vitis riparia (riverbank grape), 743 nucleotides. RefSeq names its product embryo-specific protein ATS3B-like. Gene Ontology annotation, molecular function: protein binding. The record is from RefSeq and is a predicted model, not a curated record. The transcript is spliced from 3 exons. NCBI's taxonomy places the organism in Eukaryota, Viridiplantae, Streptophyta, Magnoliopsida, Vitales, Vitaceae. Bases 32 to 565 code for a protein of 177 amino acids.